Molecule: messenger RNA, 3644 nt
Organism: Syngnathus typhle (broad-nosed pipefish)
Lineage: Eukaryota; Metazoa; Chordata; Actinopteri; Syngnathiformes; Syngnathidae
Product: transcription factor COE3-like
Exons: 16
Coding region: 372-2060 (562 amino acids)
Biological process (GO): regulation of transcription by RNA polymerase II
Molecular function (GO): DNA-binding transcription factor activity, RNA polymerase II-specific; RNA polymerase II cis-regulatory region sequence-specific DNA binding
Source: RefSeq, a predicted model, not a curated record
GUUUCUGUCUUUGGACUUUUCCCGUGGCCGCCGGUCGCCUUCAUCCGAGCUCCCCCCGCACGGCACCGCACGGCAACGCUCGCACCCCCUCGGGGAUGCCCCGCUGCUCGGCUCCCGCCGCCCUCCUCCUCCUCCUCCAAGUUGGCGGCGUGGAGCGUUGAAGCUCUCAAAGAUCUCCAUCAUCGCUCCGGAGGGAUCGCACCUUCCGGACUCUGCCGUGGAUCGGGACUCCCUGGUUUUUGAGAAGGUCCCUUUGGUGCGCCCGCCCGCCCCACCCCGACGGCCAGCGUCCCUCCCUCCCCCGUCCCUCGCCGUCGUCAUCCAGGUGCGUGACGGAUUACUCCGGGUCUUCCUGGUGCGGGUCGGCGGCGAUGUUCUCCAUCCAGGACGGCCUCCCGCGGGGUGGUCUCACCAUGAAGGAGGAGCCGCUCCCCACCGGCAUGACCCCCGUGAGGUCCUGGAUGGCCGGCGCCGGGAUCCUCGACGCCAACACGGCCGCGCAGAGCGGCGUGGGUCUGGCCCGUGCGCAUUUUGAGAAGCAGCCGCCGUCCAACCUGAGGAAGUCCAACUUCUUCCAUUUCGUCCUGGCCCUCUACGACCGCCAAGGGCAGCCCGUCGAGAUCGAAAGGACGUCCUACCUGGACUUUGUGGAGAAAGACAAAGAGUACAACGGUGAGAAAACCAACAACGGGAUUCAUUACAGGUUACAACUUCUCUACAGCAAUGGCAUCAGGACGGAACAAGACCUCUACGUGCGCCUCAUCGACUCCAUGACCAAACAGGCCAUUUUGUAUGAGGGACAAGACAAGAACCCGGAAAUGUGUCGUGUUCUGCUCACGCACGAGAUCAUGUGCAGCCGAUGCUGUGACAAAAAAAGCUGCGGGAAUCGAAACGAGACGCCUUCUGACCCCGUCAUCAUCGACAGGUUCUUCCUGAAGUUCUUCCUCAAAUGCAAUCAGAACUGUUUAAAAAACGCAGGAAAUCCGAGAGACAUGAGGCGCUUCCAGGUGGUGGUGUCGACCACGGUCAACGUGGACGGUCACGUGCUCUCCGUCUCCGACAACAUGUUUGUCCACAAUAACUCCAAACAUGGCCGCCGCGCACGCCGCCUGGACCCCUCUGAAGCAGCCACGCCGUGCAUCAAAGCCAUCAGCCCCAGCGAAGGUUGGACCACGGGGGGCGCCACCGUCAUCCUCAUCGGAGACAACUUCUUUGACGGACUGCAAGUGGUGUUUGGGACCAUGCUGGUGUGGAGCGAGCUGAUCACGCCGCACGCCAUCCGCGUCCAGACGCCUCCUCGCCACAUUCCCGGUGUGGUGGAGGUCACGUUGUCCUACAAGUCCAAACAGUUCUGCAAAGGAGCACCGGGCCGCUUUGUCUACACAGCCUUGAACGAGCCCACCAUCGACUACGGCUUCCAGAGGUUACAAAAGGUCAUCCCUCGCCACCCCGGGGACCCCGAGAGGUUACCAAAGGAAGUGCUGUUGAAGCGAGCCGCCGACCUCGUGGAGGCGCUGUACGGGAUGCCGCACAACAACCAGGACAUGAUCCUGAAGCGGGCAGCCGACCUGACGGAGGCGCUGUACAGCGGCGUCCCUCGCGCCCACAACCAGCUGCCGCCGCUGAGCGGCGCCACGGCGCAUUCGGGAAUGAUGGCCGUCAACUCUUUCGGCAGCCAGCUGGCCGCCAACAUCUCGGAGGCGUCGCAGGCCGAACAGGGUUACUCCCGCAGCUCCAGCAGCGUUUCUCCUCGCGGCUACGUGCCCAGCUCCACGCCACAGCAGUCCAACUACAGCAUCACGUCCUCCAUCAACGGCUACGGCGCCGCCAUGAGCAACCUGGCCGUGCCCGGCUCGCCCGGCUUCAUCAACGGCGCCGGCGCCAACUCCGCCUACGCCAGCGUGCGUUCAUUCUCUCCUGUGACUAUGGUUUCUGCAGUCAAACAGAAGAGCGCCUUUGCUCCCGUGGUGCGGCCACAGACCUCCCCGCCCCCCAACUGCACCUCCACCAAUGGCGGCGGCCUCCAGGCGAUGGCCGGUCUGAUCGUCCCGCCCAUGUGAGAUUGCCCUAAACCUCCCCCCCCCACCCCCCCGAAUAUCCCAACGGAUUCGUCUGCACCGCACUCCAAGCCACAGAAUCUUCUCACCUCCACCUUGACGGUUGAUGACGUCACAGGGAUUGUUGGGGGGGGGGGUCUUACUUCCAGGAAUGUCCUGAUGACAUGGUCACUGGCCAAUCAGCUUUGAGCAAUGGGGCGCUUCGGUUUGUUUGCCACAAAUGUUUGCAUGACGCUUGCUUGAGUUCCCAGAAUAUUGCGUGAAGAUGGGAAGACAUUUUUUAUUUUAUUUUUUUGCUCAUCUUCUGGCUACGUCUUUAAUUAAUUAAGUAAUUAAUUAAUUUAUGUUAAUGCGCUCCAAGAAGGAUCCGCCUCUUUCUUGCUUUUCCACGUCACAAUGGAACAAUCUAGAAGCUUUAAGGCUUUUCUUGAAUGGGACCAAGUCCAGAAUUCCACAAGCUCGGAAUUCAGUCCGGCCUCCAAUCAAAAUGGGGCGGGACAUCAUCCAUAUGGAAGCAAUUUCCUUUACAUGCCAGCCUGGAGACUGUCGUGAAAAUCCUCGUCUUCUUCGUCUUCUUUUUCUUUUUACCUUGACUCUUUCUGCUUCUUCUUCUUCUUGCUGUUAGUGUGCAAAUUAUUUUAUUCUUGUAUUUAUAAGCUUUAUUUCAUGUUGGAAACAUGUUUGUUGUCUUUUAGAUAUUAUUGUACAGAAUGGUUUUGUAAAAAAAAAAAAAAAAAAAGUCACAACAUUGUUUUAAACAUGUUGUCCACUUUUUGUAUACAAAUUUUGUGUCGCACACACGGACGGACGGACGGAGACAUACAUAUACGACACAGACACGCGCGCACACACACUAGCUAAGCUAAAAGCUAAAAAAAAGAAGAAUAAACUGUUGAUGUGAUGUUUACACCUUUGUUUACACUUUUCCAUUGAAACGUCUUUGAAGCGUUUAUCAUGGCGUCCUCAUCUUUUUACCAAGGUGACCCUGUUGUCUUUUUUCCUUUGGGCUUAAGCGUGUGAAAUAGCGCCCCUGCUGGACACUUUGUCUGCCACCGUUCAAUCAGGGACUUUUGAUCAGGACAAAAAAAAAAAAAAACGUCUUUGAAUUACACAUUUACAAACUUUUACGGGAACGAUUGAUAUAUUCAGCAAAUCAGCUUUGACCUUCCUCUUUAGUUUUCACCGAUUGAUUUCUUUGAAAUUGUCAAUAUAUUCAAAAUAAGAAAUUAGACGUGAGUGUGCGGCAGGCAUUCAAUGCACACAGACAAACAUUGCUACGUACAUACAUGAGUGCGAAAAAACGAGGUAUGUGCAUACAUAGGUAUAUUUGUACAUUUUGAUGUACACGUAUUCGUACAUACAAGCAUACAUAGGCACAUACGUGAUACGCAAAUGCAAUUCAUGCGCAUGUAUGUACUAAAACAGACAGACAGGUACGUGACAUACAUCCACAUUUACUUUCCUACAUAUGUAUGUAAAUACAAACGUUCGUACAUACGUGUGCAUGUCCUUUUGUUCCUUUUCCGUGAUAUUUGCUGACUCGUGCUUUUUGUACAGAAACUCUUCAAUAAAGAUGACAUCACCUGA